Messenger RNA from Didymodactylos carnosus, 2304 nucleotides. The record is from the annotation of a GenBank genome assembly. NCBI's taxonomy places the organism in Eukaryota, Metazoa, Rotifera, Eurotatoria, Philodinida, Philodinidae.
AUGGAAGAUACGUAUGCUAUUGCUUUACAACGUUUGAAUUCAAAUGAUAAAGAAAGUCCGAUAUCAUUAGCUUAUUUCGGAAUAUUUGAUGGACAUGGCGGAAAAGAAGCAGCAGAAUUUGCUCGACAAAAUUUAUGUCAACGAAUUCUGGAACAAGAUGAUUUUUGGCCAAUUUCAACCCCGUCAACUGUCACAAAUAAUGAAAUGACAUCAGAAACAACCGUAACAUCAGAGAAGGAAAUUGAUGAUAAAAUUUUAAGUGCAAUUAGAAAAGGAUUUUUACAAUGUCAUAGUGAUAUGUGGAAUGAUUUACCAAAAUGGACAAAAACAUCAUCCGGUUUACCUAGUACAUCGGGUUGCACAGCGAGUGUUGUAUUUGUUCGUGGUAAUAAACUUUAUAUUGGCCAUGUGGGUGAUUCAGCUAUUGUGUUGGGUAUUGGUGAUUCGUUAUAUAAACCUUGGCAAUGUACGCGGUUAACAAAAGAUCACAAACCAGAAGAUCCAUCAGAAUUAAAACGUAUUCGAGAUAGUGGUGGAAAUGUAUUAUGCAAAGCGGGCGUUCAUCGAGUUGUUUGGAAUCGACCAAAAGUUUCACACAGUCACCAUCAUCAUCAUCGUCAUUCACAUCAUUCACAUCAUUCUCAUAGGAUAACAACAGUUAAUUCUCAAGUGCAAUCGACAACAGCUGAAUACGAACAAAUACCAUUUCUUGCCGUAUCUCGUGCAUUAGGUGAUUUAUGGUCUUUUAAUAGCCAAACAAAUUUGUACAGUGUUUCACCCGAACCGGAAUUGGCUGUUAUUGAAAUAAACCCGCUCAAGCAUCGUUGCCUUAUAUUAGCAUCAGAUGGCCUAUGGAAUAUGAUGACACCAGAAGAUGCUGUAGAAAUUGUUCGAUCAUGUGAUGUCAAAACAGAAGAAAUGAUUUUGAAAGCAGAGGAUGAUGAUCAACGUCCGUUUCGUAAUCCGUCACAUGAACUUGUUCAAAAAUCGUUAACAUGUUGGCGUGAACGUAUGCUAAGAGCGGAUAAUGUCACAUGUGUCACUGUAAUGCUUGAUCAACCUGGACCACCAUUCAGCGAUUGUAUUGUUAUGAAAAAGAAACAAUUUAAUCAUUGUUCUGUUUCAUCUUCAACAGCUUCUGUUUAUUCGGAUGAUACUGUUGAUAUUGAAAGUGGUACAAUGUUUUCUACUCCACCAAAGCAUACAAAUGAUAAACCUGUUUUACAUCGUACAGCAAGUAAACACAGUGAAAAUCAUAUUUUAAUACCAAUAUCAAAUGGACAACAAUCAGCAACAACACCAUUAAGGACGCCUAAACGUCCUGCAUCUGACGAUGGUUCAUCAAUACUUCAAAAUACUCCACGUCGUAAAUUAAUAAAAACAAACCAAAAAGAAAAUGGUUCACAACGAUUAAAUGGUGAAACAGAGAUAAAUGACGUUGGCAGUAGUGAUGUGGCAUCGGUAACUGAUAUUAAUGAUGACGAUUAUGACGAGACCAAUAGUGAAAUUCAGCCAUCUCAGAAGGAAUCAACAAGUGCAGAUGAUAAUGAUUUAGAAAUGAAAGUUGAUGAAUGUUCAAGAGAUACAGAAGCAAUCAAUAUGAAUGGAGAUGAUGAUGAAGAACAGCAACAAAAAAUGGACAUUGAUGAGCCAAUUACAGAAAAAAUGACAUUGUCUAGUCAAGAUUCAACAAAACGUUGUUCAUCUCGUCGUUCCAAAUUUCUUUUUUCAUCUUCAAAUGAUACUCAUCCAUCAAAAGCAUUUUCAUCAUCAUCUGAUUCUAGUCAACAAUCACCACAAUGUUUACGUCGAACUCGUUCAGCUUCGAUGAAUACGUCAAUGACCAGGGACGAUGAUCAGCGCUCUGUUUCUACACGUCGACGGAAGUCUUGUAGUGUUUCAAAUAUUCGUACAGACAAUGUGAUUGUUAGAAAAACAAUUUCAUUAACGACAAAACCUAGUCGAACACAAUCAUCAAUAAGAAAACCUAGCAGUGAUACACCAACUAGACAAAGAACUGAAAAGAAAUCCUCUUCUACUCUUUUAUCGAAUUAUUCUUCAUCAAAAAUCAAACCAUUAAUUCAUUCGUCCUCUACUUCUACUUCUGCGUCCACCGCCACUGUAACUACUCGUCAAACAUUUGCUAGUCGUGUUAAACGUGCUUUUCUUAGACCUCAUCGUGCUUCAACACAACGUCGACCAAUAUCAACAAACAACGAAUCACCACGAUCAACAAAAAUUUUAACGUCAACGACGACAACAUCAAAAUUAAAUUCAAAUCAGAAUAAGACAAUGAUUGUAUAG